AUGCUGUUAACAGCAGUAACAUGGGAUGAAUGUUGUGGAGAUGGACACCUAGACACUGCCUGGUCCAACUAUACUGACCCCAUGAACAAAAUAGGCCUGCUGGGAUUUCUCGGACUGGUCAACUGUAAGCCCUGCAGAGACAGCUGUGAUGGGGUCCAGUGCCCCACUGGAAAGACAUGUAUUCUGAAAGAUGGGCGUCCUCAGUGUGAAUGCGCCCCUGACUGUUCAGGACUCAACAGUGAUAUUCCUGUAUGUGGCUCUGAUGGGAACACUUACCAGGAUGAAUGUGAACUUAUCACGCACAAAUGCCGUGGACAGCCAGACCUGGAGGUCAUGUACUAUGGAAAAUGCAAAAGUAUGUAA
Messenger RNA from Staurois parvus, 363 nucleotides. NCBI's taxonomy places the organism in Eukaryota, Metazoa, Chordata, Amphibia, Anura, Ranidae. The record is from the annotation of a GenBank genome assembly.